Hibiscus syriacus is the source of this 669-nucleotide messenger RNA. Its product is annotated as UDP-N-acetylglucosamine transporter ROCK1-like. Lineage: Eukaryota; Viridiplantae; Streptophyta; Magnoliopsida; Malvales; Malvaceae. Gene Ontology annotation, molecular function: pyrimidine nucleotide-sugar transmembrane transporter activity. Gene Ontology annotation, biological process: pyrimidine nucleotide-sugar transmembrane transport. Gene Ontology annotation, cellular component: Golgi membrane. The record is from RefSeq and is a predicted model, not a curated record. The annotation marks the transcript as partial. The transcript has 5 exons.
UUUGUGCCAUCGUAUGAUUCACUUGCUUUCUCAAUGCUGAACCAGACAAAAAUCAUUUUCACUGCCUUAUUUACAUGUAUCAUACUGAGCCAGAGGUUGUCAAUUCAACAAAUUGGGGCUCUAUUAUUCUUGAUCAUCGCAGCUGUUCUUCUAAGCAUCGGUGAAGGCUCUAGCAAAGGCUCCAGCAGUGGUGAACCCGAGCAAAUUUUAUUUUAUGGAAUUGUCCCAGUCUUAGUUGCUUCUGCUCUCUCUGGUCUGGCUUCUGCAUUAUGCCAAUGGGCUUCUCGGGUCAAGAAGCACUCAUCAUACUUGAUGACCAUAGAAAUGUCUAUUGUUGGAAGCUUGUGCUUACUGGGUAGCACCUAUAAGUCUCCCGAUGGAGAAGCUACCAGACGGCAUGGGUUCUUUUAUGGUUGGACCCCACUAACUUUGAUUCCAGUUGUGGCCAAUGCUCUUUGUGGGAUUCUUGUUGGUCUUGUCACCAGCCUUGCUGGUGGUGUGAGAAAGGGUUUUGUCAUGGUUUCGGCCCUUCUAGUAACAUCCAUGCUGCAGUUUCUUUUGGAAGGAGAACCACCAUCGGUUUAUUGUCUUGUGGAACUUCCGCUUGUCAUCAGCAGCAUUUCGAUAUACCAGAAAUAUCCAUACCAAGUCAAAAAGAAAGAAGCCUAA